AUGUUUGUUUAUUAUCCUCGUAUGAGUAAUGUAUACGGUUGUAUAACAUUCUUUCCUCCAGAAGUAUGGAAAGAAAAAAUGAAUAGUUCAGAAUCAUCAUUAGACUAUGCAACACUUGGAAAAUGGUUAAAAGAAUUGAAAUGGACAUCGCAAUCAAUAACUGAAUGGCAGCAAUUUUAUAAUAAUGCACCACGUGUCGUUAUGGUUGGUCGUGCAGGUCAAUUUGACUAUAUAAAUCUAGCUAAAAUACCAGAGUAUGAAGAUUUAAAACCAACAGAAUGUAAAAGAGGCGUUCCAAAUUCGGCUAUUCAUCAAAAUGCAUUUAUUCUUUUUACAGUUAUUUCAUUGUUUACAACAAUAAUGUGA
Molecule: messenger RNA, 366 nt
Organism: Rotaria sp. Silwood2
Lineage: Eukaryota; Metazoa; Rotifera; Eurotatoria; Philodinida; Philodinidae
Source: the annotation of a GenBank genome assembly